AGACGUGUAGAUGAAAGAUUAUGAGAUUUAGGUCACCUCACCCAUCCCACCCUCCCUCUCCCCACCCACAAACCCCUAACCCUAUACACAAGAAACAAUAGAAUUCAACCAUGGAUAACCACCACAAUGGAGGAGGAGGAGCUGGUACAGCCGCUGACCACAGGCCUAAAACCAAGAUCGUCUGUACUCUGGGUCCCGCUUCCCGCUCCGUUCCCAUGAUCGAAAAACUCCUUCUCGCCGGCAUGAACGUCGCCCGCUUCAAUUUCUCCCAUGGAUCCCACGACUACCAUCAGGAGACCCUCGACAAUCUCCGCUCCGCCAUGGACAACACUGGCAUCCUCUGUGCCGUCAUGCUCGACACCAAGGGUCCGGAAAUUCGAACUGGGUUUUUAAAAGAUGGGAAGCCUAUCCAACUGAAACAGGGCCAGGAGAUCACUAUUUCCACUGAUUACAGCAUCAAGGGAGAUGAGAAUAUGAUCUGCAUGAGCUACAAAAAGUUGGCUGAGGAUGUAAAACCAGGAAGUGUAAUACUCUGCGCAGAUGGCACAAUCUCAUUUACUGUUUUGUCCUGUGACAAAGAACAGGGAAUUGUUCGAUGCCGCUGUGAAAAUACUGCUGUUCUUGGUGAGAGAAAGAAUGUCAAUCUCCCUGGUGUAAUCGUGGACUUGCCAACUUUGACAGAAAAAGACAAGGAAGACAUCUUGAAAUGGGGAGUUCCUAAUAAAAUCGACAUGAUUGCUCUCUCAUUUGUCCGGAAAGGUUCAGAUCUCAUUGAAGUCCGAAAGUUGCUUGGCGAACAUGCAAAAACUAUCCUUCUUAUGUCAAAGGUGGAAAAUCAAGAAGGGGUGGCGAAUUUUGAUGAGAUUCUGGCUAAUUCUGACGCGUUUAUGGUAGCACGAGGUGACCUUGGAAUGGAGAUUCCUAUUGAAAAGAUAUUUUUGGCUCAAAAAGUAAUGAUUUAUAAGUGCAACAUCCAAGGGAAGCCAGUUGUAACUGCAACACAGAUGUUAGAGUCGAUGAUUAAAUCUCCUAGGCCUACACGGGCAGAAGCUACAGAUGUUGCCAAUGCAGUACUUGAUGGUACUGACUGUGUGAUGCUUAGUGGUGAGACGGCUGCUGGAGCUUAUCCAGAUCUUGCAGUCAGGACUAUGGCCAAAAUUUGCAUAGAAGCUGAAAGCACAAUUGAUUAUGGAGAUAUCUUUAAGCGGAUAAUGGCAAAUGCACCAGUCCCUAUGAGCCCAUUAGAGAGCCUUGCAUCUUCAGCUGUUCGAACAGCUAACUCAGCAAAAGCAGUUCUUAUUUUGGUUUUAACCAGAGGAGGGAGUACAGCAAAGUUGGUUGCCAAGUAUAGGGCUGGCAUGCCAAUACUAUCGGUGGUUGUUCCAGAAAUUAAGACUGAUUCUUUUGAUUGGUCAUGCAGUGAUGAAUCUCCAGCCAGGCAUAGCUUGAUCUUCAGGGGGUUGAUCCCUGUUCUGUGUGCAGGAUCUGCUAGAGCUUCUCAUGAGGAGUCAACUGAGGAGGCGUUGGACUUUGCACUUCAACAUGCUAAAACAAAAGGACUGUGCAAGGAAGGAGAUCCUGUUGUGGCCUUGCAUCGUGUUGGAACUGCUUCGGUCAUCAAGAUUGUGACUGUGAAGUGAUUUUUAUAUUCCGUUCGAGUAUUAACUCAUGGGUUGGUUGUUGGAAGGUCAAGGAAUAAAACCAUUCUGAUUCUGCUUUUUUUUUUUCCACUCCAUCUCUAAUAGGGUUAUUGACGAUGGUUGUAUCCUUUCUGAUGUUUGCUUUAGUACUUUGUUAAACAUUGUUCAGAAAAACUUUUGCCAGCCCAAUGAGGUGGAUCUCGCAAUUUUUGGCUAUUUGAUACAUAAAUGACAUAAAAGUGAGACCGAGUUCUGGUCUUUUCGAGUGUUAAA
Messenger RNA from Coffea eugenioides, 1913 nucleotides. RefSeq names its product pyruvate kinase, cytosolic isozyme. Gene Ontology annotation, molecular function: potassium ion binding; pyruvate kinase activity; magnesium ion binding. The record is from RefSeq and is a predicted model, not a curated record. The transcript has 3 exons. Gene Ontology annotation, cellular component: cytoplasm. NCBI's taxonomy places the organism in Eukaryota, Viridiplantae, Streptophyta, Magnoliopsida, Gentianales, Rubiaceae. The coding region runs from base 111 to 1640 and encodes 509 amino acids. Gene Ontology annotation, biological process: glycolytic process.